Molecule: messenger RNA, 869 nt
Organism: Emiliania huxleyi CCMP1516
Lineage: Eukaryota; Haptophyta; Isochrysidales; Noelaerhabdaceae
Exons: 2
Coding region: 7-516 (169 amino acids)
Source: RefSeq, a predicted model, not a curated record
CUUGCGAUGCAGCCGCAGAUGGGCCAGCCCGUGGCGCAGCCCGUGGCGCAGCCGGCCAUGUCCAAGAUGCGCGUCACCGUCCCGGCAGGCGUGAAGGGCGGGCAGCCACUGCAGGUCCAGACGCCAUCCGGCCUGAUGCAGGUCACCGUCCCUCAGGGCCUCACCGAGGGCCAAGUGUUUGAGAUGAUGGUUCCCUCUGCGCCGCCAGUCGCGCAGGCGGCGCCCGUCGCGCAGCCGCAGCAGGCGCAGCCGCAAUACGCGCAGCCGCAGCAGCCGCAGUACGCGCAGCCGCAGCAGCCGCAGUACGCUCCUCCUCCGCAGCAGACCGUCGUCCACCACCACCACCAGCCGCAGCAGCCGCAGGUCAUCGUGCACCAGGCGCCGCCGCCAGUCAUCUACGGUGGGGGCUACUACGGCGGUCCCGUGUACGGCGGCGGCUUCGACGGCGGCGGCUUCGCAACCGGCCUGGUCGGCGGCAUGAUCAUGGGCGAGAUGAUGGACGGCUGCUUCGACUGAAGGGCGGCGGCACCGCGCUCGAUCUUCCUCGGGCCCGACGAGGUAAGGUAAGGUGCUAACGGUGCUCCACACCGACGUGCGGGGGCGCGCGGUUCCCCUGGCGGAUGCCACGCGAGUGGCCGGUGGGCCGAAAGACAGAAGCACGACGCGAGGAGCUGACGUGAAACGUGACUGUGUGGUGUCGACGGAGAGGCAGAGCUGCAGAGCCAGAGGCGCGAGAUUGCCGUGGAGAGAGAGAGCGCCGGGCUGUCGCGCGCACAUACACAGCUCGAGCUCCGGUCAGUGCUCAGUCCCCUCUCGCUUUCUACGUAGGCCAAAAGUAUACAGUAGUGAAUACAGCAGUUACAUGCGCC